GCUCUAUAUUCGUACGUUUAUAUAUUAUCGCGACAACAUGUGAACUCAAAGACCAAAAGUUAACAUGAGGGAGCGAAGACAUGUAAAUGGCACUAGCAAUACCAAUAGACGAACAAAUACAGUCGAGUGUCAUAUUUCUUCAAGCUAUAAAUCAGGACAAAUCGGGUCUGCAUUGACUCCUGGAUAUAAGCGAAUUGUCCCUCGACUUGUUGAUACGAAUGCGAACAUUCGUUUCAAGAAAUCUGAGCAAGAUGAACUAGCCACAACACUCCUAAAGAGUCAAAUAGCCUUCUUGACAAUCGAUAUCAACGAAAGCGCCGUGUUCAGGUACAACUUCAUAGCUUCAUCUGUUCAUUAUAUUGAGUCAAACGUUCAAUUUGUUACUCUCAUGUUAUAUCUCAAAGAGCGCACCCGGUGCAAGCAGAAAAUUUACAAGGUCAAGUGCUUUAACAAGUGAUGACACG
Plasmopara halstedii is the source of this 464-nucleotide messenger RNA. RefSeq lists its product as uncharacterized. The transcript has a single exon. The coding region runs from base 65 to 457 and encodes 130 amino acids. Lineage: Eukaryota; Oomycota; Peronosporomycetes; Peronosporales; Peronosporaceae. The record is from RefSeq and is a predicted model, not a curated record.